CGCGGGUUCGCUACACCACUUAAUAAUCAUAGUCACUUACACGGUGCUCAUUCUACAUGGCAUCGAUCAGCAGCUGGUUAUGGGGAACUUCACAGCUUGACGACGCUGUCGACAAGGCUACCUCGGAGCUCAUCCCGAAUGGCUCAGAGGAUGUUGCUCUCAAUCUCGAGAUAUGUGACCAGAUACGCUCCAAGUCAGCGCCCGCAAAGGACGCCAUGCGUGCGCUCAAGCGCCGUCUUAAUCAUAAGAAUCCCAAUGUCCAGCUCCUCGCACUCGGUUUGACAGACAUCUGUGUUAAGAAUGGCGGUGAUCAUUUCUUGACCGAGGUGGCCUCAAGGGAGUUCAUGGAUAAUCUGGUCUCCAUCCUCAAAAUGCCUGGUCUAAAUCAUUCUGUCAGAGAUGAUAUCUUGAAGUAUAUACAGAACUGGUCCUUGGCUUUUGAAGGCAAGCCCAGUCUUAGUUAUGUCAAUCAAGUCUAUAAGACCCUCAAGAGUGAAGGACAUCAUUUCCCUCCAAAGGACUUUGCUCUGGCGAAUUCUGCUAUGGUCGAUACGUCAACCGCUCCAGAAUGGAUAGAUUCGGAGUUGUGUCUGCGAUGUCGCACUCCGUUUACAUUUACCAAUCGGAAGCAUCACUGCCGGAAUUGUGGACAAGUUUUCGACCAGCAAUGUUCAUCUAAAUCAAUACCUUUACCUCACUUCGGCAUCACUCAAGCUGUUAGGGUCUGUGAUGCGUGUUACAAUAAGCUGCAGAAAAAGGCUGAGAAAAGUGACAAAGGACACCGCCAUUCUGCAAGUAUGUAUAGCCCGCGUCACAGCAGUGCGCGCGACCUCGCAGACGCCGAGCUUCAACGCGCCAUUGAGCUCUCCCUCGAGGAAGUCGGUGCUGUUCAUGGACGCAGACCGGGUUAUGUCCCCGCCCAACCCUCCGCGCACAAUUGGCACAUUUCCGAACCUCCUCUCGUGGACAGAAUGACGCACCCUGAUCGUAAAGUUACUGGUGCGGAUGAGGACGAUCCUGAUCUCCGUGCAGCCAUCGAAGCAAGUCUUCGCGAGGCUAACGCCCCAAAACCAAGUGCGCCUGUGGAGCUGACAAGCACAGAUCCAUACAGCAACGUGCACGUCACGUCUCAAUCGUAUCCGCCCACCGUCACGCCUGCCCCACAAGUGCCGAAGCUUGCGGGUUAUGAUCUCGAGCCCUUGGAAACCGACGCCAUUCUUACAUUCAGCCAGACAGUGGAGCAACUGCAAGCCCAAGGGGGACGCGACAUGUCGCGGUAUCCUGCUGUCAACGAACUAUACGACAAGGCAAACGGACUCCGGCCCAAGCUAGCAAUGAGCCUGGAUGAUACCGACCGCAAAGAACAACUGCUAUCAGAGAUGCACGAAAAGCUUUCGCAAGCCGUCAAACUCUACGAUAAGCUACUAACGGAUCAGGUCUCACAUCCCACGUGGCGGCGUUCUCCCCAACAGGUGCACCCUACGACUGUACCAGUGCGGCAAUCCGCACAAACUCAUAGUCAAUGGGCGCCAACCCACCUUCAUGCAUCCUCCGUAUCUUCCCCAGUUUUUGCGCCACCACGGACCGACUCUGCCCAAUACGCCCCACAGCUUCUUAUUUCCCGACCCCCAUUAUCUACUGUCCCCGAGUCAGAGCCUCAGUAUGCUCAUUAUGCGGCAGGACCAUCACAACCAUAUACUUCAGAAGUUCCCGGGUCAUCGCAGCACCUCACGGCCCCACUCGCCUCGCCACCUCCACCUCCUCAACAGCAGCUGCCUCAAUUCACUAGUCCGCCGUUAUCUAUAUCCUACCUCCCCCAGCAAUCCCCCACUUCUCCCACCAUUCCGGUCAACCCACCCGUGUCAAUACCCCAAUUCGCCAACACUGCUGCACCGUCUCAACCACCACCAGCGCCCGCACUUCAACCCAUGACUCCACCUCUCGCUCCACAAACGCCGGCCCUCACACGGCACCACAGCGUCUCAGCACGCACCACAAUGUCCCCGCCGCCUGCCCCCCUCGCUCGCUCCAGUACCGUAUCGCGGGCGUCCCGCCUUCAGUACCAGCAGCCCUUACAACCACAGCUCCCGCAGUUCCCCUCCGCACCAACGGCAGUGCCACAGUCGUUUGACUUGUACGCGCCGUCUGCGCCUACGACUAUUCCGGAGCGACGAGAGGAGCUGUUGAUUGAUCUGUAGUGAUUUUUAUUGUUGCGGUGUACGAGUGGGUUACAGUAGGAUCACGCACUAACGGACUGAUAGAUUAAUGUGAAUGCACGUAGUAGAUGGGUGAUCCUUGAAUAUGUUUGCAUGUAAUAAUCAUGUUGUGGUGAUCAUCUGCAUACCAAAACUUCGAAUAACUUAAUCUUUGUCCUCU
Molecule: messenger RNA, 2376 nt
Organism: Suillus discolor
Lineage: Eukaryota; Fungi; Basidiomycota; Agaricomycetes; Boletales; Suillaceae
Exons: 6
Coding region: 57-2198 (713 amino acids)
Molecular function (GO): metal ion binding; ubiquitin binding; phosphatidylinositol binding
Source: RefSeq, a predicted model, not a curated record